Salvelinus namaycush (lake trout) is the source of this 2198-nucleotide messenger RNA. Its product is annotated as monoglyceride lipase-like. The transcript is spliced from 7 exons. Gene Ontology annotation, cellular component: membrane. Gene Ontology annotation, molecular function: lipase activity. Bases 117 to 1136 code for a protein of 339 amino acids. Lineage: Eukaryota; Metazoa; Chordata; Actinopteri; Salmoniformes; Salmonidae. The record is from RefSeq and is a predicted model, not a curated record.
GCUUACGCUUCCGUGACGUAGAUCGCUGUAUUGAAUUGAAAAAAAUAUUUGUAAACUGCGGAAUCGCUUGCUGCUGACCACCAGCCAGCCAGCAAAUGAAUGAAAAAUAGCGAAGAAUGAACGUCUUAGUCACGUGCUUGUUUUUCGCCUGUCUGUCCUACCUGUACAGCACCGACCUAAUAUCCGUGCUCCGUGUUUAUGUUGCAGAGUGGGUCCUCGGCGCCUCCAUGCCCGAACCAGGAGCUCCGCGGCGGACUCCGCAAGGUGUCCCCUACGCCGACUUGCAGCACAUCGUCAACGCCGACGGACAGCACUUGUUCUGCCGCUACUGGGAGCCGGAGGGCCCCCCAAGGGCUCUGGUGUUCGUGGCCCAUGGGGCAGGGGAGCAUUGUGGGCCGUAUGAUGAGAUCGGCCAGACCCUGAAGGAACAGUCUCUGCUUGUCUUUGCACACGACCAUGUUGGCCAUGGCCAGAGUGAAGGAGACAGGAUGAAUAUUAAGGACUUCCAGGUGUUUGUCAGAGACUCCCUCCAGCACAUUGACCUGAUGAAGGGACGACACCCUGACCUGCCAAUCUUCAUCAUUGGACAUUCUAUGGGUGGAGCCAUUUCCAUUCUGACGGCGUGUGAACGACCAAAUGACUUUGCCGGUGUGGCUCUGAUUGCUCCUAUGGUCAAGAUGAACCCAGAAUCUGCCACACCCUUCAAGGUGUUCCUGGCUAAAGUCCUAAAUCACAUGGUGCCUAGUCUCUCUCUGGGCUCUAUUGAGUCUAAAUGGGUUUCACGGGACCAAAAACAGGUUGAGGCGUAUGACAAUGACGAGUUGAACUAUCACGGUGGGAUGCGUGUGUCAUUUGGCAUGCAGCUGAUGGGCGCGGCGGCGCGGAUCGAGAGAGAGGUCCCUGCCAUCACCUGGCCCUUCCUGCUUCUCCAUGGUGACGACGACAAGCUGUGUGACAUUAGAGGGUCCCAGAUGAUGUUUGACAUGGCCCAGAGCACGGACAAGAAGAUUAAGGUCUAUGACGGAGCAUACCACGCCCUGCACCAUGAACUCCCAGAGACAGCGGCAUCGGUGCUGAAGGAAGUCACUGGCUGGAUCUCUGAACGUCUCACUGUGUCUCCUUCUCAGGGCUCCUAGUCCCCUCCUCCUCCUCUACACCCCCCAACCCACUGUAUGACCUAAAUACAUUUGUACUGACAGCACAUACUCUACUGCUAGCUGACCAGUAGCGAUCAUUUUCAGUACAAAUGUAGUUAACUGCACCUUAAACCAACCCCAGCCCUGUGCUAGUCAGUCAGACUUAAAAGCUCUUGGUCCUCUGGGGGGGGAAGAGGGGGGUGACAGGUCAGGAGGCCCACAGGAGGUUCCCUUAAGGUCAACUUGUCAUUGACUUUUGACCCCCAUGGCCAAUGUAGGUCCUGAUUUUCUAGGCUCUUCAUUAGGGACAACAGUUGUGCCCCUGCUGCCAGGCAGCAGUUCAUAGUACAUAUAUCAGCCAUGUCUCCCUGUACUGAGUUCAAAGAGAACAAUGCUGAGAGCUAGGCCAGGCGCAAUUCACAGAGGUCUUUUUUUCCUCCUUUGUAACCACAGUGUUCAAUAGGCCAACAGAAACAUGUUGAAUUCACCCAGGCUGAGGUGUUCCCUUUUGUGUGUUGCCAUGGAGACAACUGGCCUUUGUUAUCCCCACCGUAUCUCAGAUCCUUUGUUUAUAGAGUCAAACAUUUUGGACUUGUUUGAACACCCAACUCCCCAGAUUGCUGCCACCAGUGGUCAUCUAUCAGAACGGCAGGGUAUAGGUGGCUGCAACCCAAGAUGGAGAAGUUGCCCGUUACUAUGGCAACACCUCAGGAAAAACCCUAUGAAAAAAAGGCUGAAUCCAUUAGAGCGCCACAGUAAGGUGAGGCAUGCUGUGAAUCAUUAUACAGUACAUGCUGUGUACAGACAAAGGCGUCACUUCGCUGCAGUUCCUAUAUUGAAAAGAUGACGGCCUCAAUUCAUCACCUACAACCUCACCAUUUAUCUGUGUUUCUCCAUAGUCUGCAUUGCUUAGGACUAAUACAGAUUUUAAUGUAUAAUGUGAAAUAUCCAUGUUACCGAUAUUCCUCUUUUAAAUGGUGGAAGUUGUUUUGUAAGGGGAAGACUGGUGAAUCUAAUUGUCUGAUGCGUUAAGCAUUUAAUAAAGUGAAAUUCAAUUGGCUA